AUGAAAGAAAAGCAACAGCAUCCAGUGUCGCAGAAAGUUGGUUUGUUUACUCCGGUGAUCCCUCUAUUCGACAAAAUGGGCGGGUGGAUUAAAAAGCUGAGUAAGGCACUCAAGAACAUUGAUCCAACCAACAAGGACUCCACCAUUCGUGAUGAGGCAUCAAGAUUCAGUAACAGCGUACGCCAGCCUCUAUGGGAACUCUCUGCAUGGUUUGAUUUUCCCGACGAUGUUGCGGCUGCUACUCGAGCCUACAUUGUAGACCUAGACAAGCAGGCGAAAGACAAAUACAAGCCUCUGCCACCGUGGCUACGAAUGGUGUUGGAUGACUUGGACGCCUACCCGAUCGAGAUCAACAACAUUUUUUACGCGGAGGGUAUCGAUACCAAACAUGGAAAUUCAAUCACAAUCGGAGCGAUCAUUUACUUUCCGCGCGCAAUCAAUCUUGAUGACAAGAUUAAUCACUCGAGGGAGGACCUUUGCACGAUGCUUCAUGUCCUCGAGCACGUUGUCCAGUAUAAAAGAGAAGGCGGAGUAGGGGCGCUUCUUCACAAAUACUUUCUUCAGCCGCUGGUCAGCGCUGUCGCUCACGGCUCUUCUGCAAUCAACAUUCAUGGUAAUGAAGAGCUCGAAAAGGAUGCAGAGAAUAAAGCUAGUGGCCUGAUCGAACGAGUCACUGUGGCAGCAAAUGAUAUUCCCGUCGAGUAUCCAGCAGCGGUAGUGGUAAAUUCAACAGCUGGUGGCGGUGGGGGCGGAGACAGACCUUCGACUUCAGGACGCGCAAUGGAAACGGAAUAG
Messenger RNA from Glarea lozoyensis ATCC 20868, 795 nucleotides. RefSeq lists its product as uncharacterized. The transcript has 2 exons. Bases 1 to 795 code for a protein of 264 amino acids. The record is from RefSeq and is a predicted model, not a curated record. Lineage: Eukaryota; Fungi; Ascomycota; Leotiomycetes; Helotiales; Helotiaceae.